CUAUCUAUCUACCUAUCUAUCUAUCUAUCUAUCUAUCUCUAUCAUCUAUCUAUCAUCUAUCUGUCUGUCUAGCCACUUGAACAACAGUCCUGCGAGAACAACCUAUCCAAUCCCCAUUUCUUUUUCCAAAAGAUUUGAUCUGCAAUUCACUUCCCUGGAAUUCUGGGUUAAGUGGACACCUGUCAGCUCAAUCCCGCCCCAAGUCGCUAGAAAUCAGAUAGCACAUAAAUCGAGUUCUGUAAAUAAAAAUAAAGCAAAAUAACCAGAUGGAAAAGUUGCAUAUGAUGCCAGGGUACAAAAGGAGUUGUUUUACAUACCCUACUUCCUUAGAUUGUGUAGUCAAGGCUCUGGUUUUCCCAGUUGCAAUGUCUGGCUGUGAAAGUUGGACCAUAAGGAAGGCUGAGCACCAAAGAAUGGAGGCCUUUGAACUCUGGUGCUGGAGGAGACUCCUGCGAGUCCCUUGGACCGCAAGGCCAUCCAACCGGUCAGUCCUAGAGGAGAUCAACCCUGACUGCUCUUUAGAAAGUCAGAUCCUGAAGAGGAAACUCAAAUCCUUUGGCCACCUAAUGAGAAGGAAGGACUCCCUGGAGAAGAGGCGAAUGCUGGGAACGAUGGAGGGCAAAAGAAGAAGGGGACGGCAGAGAAUGAAGUGGCUGGAUGGAGUCACUGAAGCAGUCGGCCUGAGCUUAAAUGGACUCCAGAGGAUGGUAGACAGGAAGGCCUGGAGGAACAUUGUCCAUGGGGUCGCGAUGGGUCGGACACGACUUUGCAACUAACAACAACAACCUCCUUAGAGAUAGAUACCUCCCACUACAAGAAUUUAUGGCUCAUUCAGAAGCUGAGCAUCACAAGAGCCCUGCUCUGCUUUUGAUUUCCCACAAUGCCCCUGAUAGCCACAGAGCGGGGCAUUGUGGGAAAGCCCAACCGACAGGCAGAGACACACCCCACACAGGAUCAGGACUUUGCUCUCUCUCUCUCUCUCUCUCUCUCUCUCCCUCCCCCGCUGCUUCAAGGGGAAGGUUGACACACCUCCACCUGGCCAGGCUCUGACUUCCCUGGCGGGAAUUUCUCCCGGCAACAGCAACGGUUCCUAAGCAGCUGUUGCUAGGAAACGGGCUCUUGUUGACAGCACCCAAGGCUGCCUGCACCCUCACCGGAGCGGGGUGAUGGGGGUGGAAACACAGCUGUCUGAAUUUGGAUGCUUGGAGACCCGGCCCGGGAGACGAGAGAGAGCGUUGCUUUGGAAGCCCUGUCGAGUUUCAUCAUGGCUGAUCUGGAAAACAGGCUCUCUAGAGCAGCCUCCGAGCAUGUAGGGCAAGCCAAACCAAGCCAUUGUCCAGAACACAAAUGGGCUUCAGCAAGAGAUGAUGUGGAGAAAAAAUCUAUCUUCUACCCGCUGAGCGAGCAAGAUGAAGCGUCUACAGAAGGCGACACCAGCCCUUCCCAAAGCCGGCCUCCCUCACAACCCACCAAUGAAGGAUCGCUGGUCAGGAUGGCAUCUGUCCCCGGAUCUCUCAGUACCUGUGGACCAAGCGGGAGCGAGCAGGUGGGAGCCCUGGAUCUUCAAGUGCGCUCCAAGUUGGGCUCGGAGCUCCCUAAGAUAACCUUGGAGAAAACAGAUGAAGGUCGAGGUCGGGAGGAAGCCCCAAGCUCCAACGAAGCAGGCGGCGAGGCUGCAGCAGGAGGAGAACAAGCCCAGCAAGAAGGGGGCGAGGCAGAUCCUGCGAAGACCCUCCCAGAAGGUCAAAGCCAGGUUGCUCCUGACUCAGACAGCGACUUGGCCCAGACUUCCAGUUGCAAGGUAAAGUCCGGCGGGCUCUUAACGGGCCACGUCGGAAAAUGGAAAAAGGACCCGAAGUCCAGAACUCGAGACAUUCUGUGCCCCGAUGGACCUCCACCACUAGCCUCAGGUGAAUCAGAGAAGCCUUCCUGCCAGCUAGGAGAAGGCUUGGCUUGACUUGUGGGCCUGCUGCCCACCAAAUCCCAGCUCCUCUCCAUAUCUGAGAAAUAAACACCGCUUUCCCUUCCCUCCAAGCUGUUGCCUUCCUAUUUCCCGCAAUGCCCUAGAGCAGGGGUUUCAAGCCACAAGGCCCAUGGGCCGGAUCUGGCCCGCAAUAUGGUUGGAUCUGGCCCGCGGGGGACACCCUGGAAAAUGUAAGGGGCUGGCCUGCGUUGCUUUGGCCCGGUCUACUCCAAUGUGAAGAGGAAACAUGUCAGCGGUUUGGAGAGUCGUGUCAAGCUGGUCACACCCACCCAGUUGGCCACACCCACCCAGCCCCCCUCAAGGUCAAUCACAGCCCUGAUACGAAUGAAAUUGAGUUUGACACUCCUGCCCUAGAAUAACGCAAUGUGGCAUUCUGGGAAAAUUAAGAGGGGCAGUUUCUAGGAAGGAAGCCUCGACAAGGGCAGGAUCCUCUGAGAACGGUUGACAACUGUGGACAACUAAGGUGGACCUAUCUGAAGCCUCCAGAAGUUGCCAAACUACAGCUCCCAGCAUCCCUAACUACUGUACGCUCCAUUUUUGUGGGGCUGCUGGGAGCUGUAGUUCACCUCUUGCUCACCUCAAUACUGUAUGGGAUCUAACAUUCAAUGAAUUCUUCUCUUGCUCUCACGUCCAACCGCAGAAAAUCCCACCUGAUAGGAAA
This is a messenger RNA of Ahaetulla prasina, 2645 nucleotides long. RefSeq lists its product as uncharacterized. Bases 1199 to 1957 code for a protein of 252 amino acids. The transcript has 2 exons. NCBI's taxonomy places the organism in Eukaryota, Metazoa, Chordata, Lepidosauria, Squamata, Colubridae. The record is from RefSeq and is a predicted model, not a curated record.